GGCUGAUCUUUCUUGGCCUCGCAUAUAUUCUCCCCCGCCUUUCACCUUACUGUAACUAAGCGUCUCGUCUUUUUAACUUGCAUCUUUCCCUGUCACAUCAACAUCUCGUCGGAAAGAUGUCCGACGGUUAUGAGACGGUUACUGCGAGGUGCCUAUGUGGCGUAGCACGCCACCAGCUCGAGCUAGCGAAGGCAGAUCUACCGUUGCGACUGAGCAUCUGCCACUGCCAUUCAUGCCGACACAUGACAGGAACACUAGGCCUCACAUUCAUCCAACUCGCCGCGGACUACGCCCCCGCCCCCGCCGUCCUCGCUAACCUGACCGCCUUCCCCUUCUCCAAGCGCCUGACGCAAUACUUCUGCUCCACGUGCGGCACGCUCAUGCUCUCGCACUACUGGAAGGAUGGCGAUGACCGCUCAAAAGGGGAGCAGUGGGAUGCGAUGACGGGCACGCUGGAGCAAGCGGACGGCAUUUUCGAACUGCAAUCGCACGAGUUCGUCGCUGACACUCUCGACGGCGGGCAGGCUGACUUUCUGCCUUCGGUGAAUGGCAAGGCAAUCUCGAGAUGGGCGGGCUGGCCUGGCAAGUCGGAGCAAUUGCCGCUGUACUGGACUUCCCCUAACAGGCCAUCAAUCCGCGAAUCGCGGGCGGAAAAAGUGCACGCGCACUGCAAAUGCGGCGGUGUCCAAUUCUGGAUCGCGCGGCCGUCUGAGCGGUCCGAACAGGCCUCUUGCCCGUGGCCGGAUCUCAUUAUUCCGGACCAUUCGACAGAAGCCCGGCCCGCGCCCGCCGCGUGGUGGCUUUGCGAUGGCGGGAAGAAGUUCCUCGCUGGUGUCUGCGCGUGCAAUAGUUGCCGACUCGAUACAGGGAUGGAGUGGAUGCCGUGGGCAUUUGUGCCGGCGAUCGACAUCACGCUGGACGCCGAGGGCGAUGUUCCGUUCUCUCUGCCUUUUAGUACGCUGCGAGCGUAUACCUCUUCUCCGCAUGUUAUUCGAUGGUCUUAUUGA
Messenger RNA from Neohortaea acidophila, 1007 nucleotides. Its product is annotated as Mss4-like protein. Lineage: Eukaryota; Fungi; Ascomycota; Dothideomycetes; Mycosphaerellales; Teratosphaeriaceae. The record is from RefSeq and is a predicted model, not a curated record. The coding region runs from base 117 to 1007 and encodes 296 amino acids. Gene Ontology annotation, molecular function: carbon-sulfur lyase activity. The transcript has 3 exons.